This is a messenger RNA of Aethalodelphis obliquidens (Pacific white-sided dolphin), 1878 nucleotides long. It is a transcript of the gene ARF1, whose product is annotated as ARF GTPase 1. The record is from RefSeq and is a predicted model, not a curated record. Gene Ontology annotation, molecular function: GTPase activity; GTP binding. The transcript is spliced from 5 exons. NCBI's taxonomy places the organism in Eukaryota, Metazoa, Chordata, Mammalia, Artiodactyla, Delphinidae. The coding region runs from base 173 to 718 and encodes 181 amino acids.
UUCACCUUGAAUCUUAAGCUGGCCAAGAGGGACCUAAAUUGAAUUUCACUGGUUGCUCCUCCUAAGAAUCAGACCUGACCGGAAACCCCUUCCUUCAGCUUUGGGAGGCAAGUUGCAGGGCAUCUGGAGACCAGGGUUUCUCUGGCCAGUGUUGCUCCCACCAGUCUACAGCAUGGGGAAUAUCUUUGCAAACCUCUUCAAGGGCCUUUUUGGCAAAAAAGAAAUGCGCAUUCUCAUGGUGGGCCUAGAUGCUGCGGGAAAGACCACCAUCCUGUACAAACUGAAGCUGGGUGAAAUCGUGACCACCAUUCCCACUAUAGGCUUCAACGUGGAAACCGUGGAAUACAAGAACAUCAGCUUCACUGUGUGGGACGUGGGUGGCCAGGACAAGAUCCGGCCUCUGUGGCGCCACUACUUCCAGAACACACAAGGUCUCAUCUUCGUGGUUGACAGCAAUGACAGAGAGCGUGUGAAUGAGGCCCGAGAGGAGCUUAUGAGGAUGCUGGCAGAAGAUGAGCUCAGGGACGCUGUUCUGCUCGUGUUUGCUAACAAACAGGACCUCCCCAAUGCCAUGAAUGCAGCUGAGAUCACGGACAAGCUGGGUCUGCACUCUCUGCGCCACAGGAACUGGUACAUUCAGGCUACCUGUGCCACCAGCGGGGAUGGGCUCUAUGAGGGACUGGACUGGCUGUCCAAUCAGCUCCGGAACCAGAAGUGAGCUGUACUCCUCUCUCCUCCCUUCACACUCCCUCCUUCUGCCCUCGCUUUACUCUCAUGUGGCAAACGUGCCCCUGUGGUGUGAGUGCCAGAAGCUGUCUCCAUGGUCGGUCACAGUGUGCUUCACCAUGCUGUAAAUGUGCAGACGCAGCCUGCAACUGGGUUUUUAUUUAAUGUAAAUAGUUUUUGUUUCCAAUGAGGCAGUUUCUGGUACUCCUAUGCAAUAUUACUCAGCUUUUUUUAUUGUAAAAAGAAAAUCAACCCACUGUUUAGUACUGAGAAGGGAUUUUAGGCACACGGGUCAUCCAGGAGUCGCUGUGUCAGAAAAGCCCGAUGUUCCUCUUCUGGGCUUUACGUCUGUGUUGAGAUCCAUUUUGGUGGUUGGUUUUUAACCCAAACUCAGUGCAUUUUUUAAAAUAGUUACAAAUACAAGAUAAGGAGAACACUUGAACACACAGAAGGGAGAAAUGUGCCUAGUGUAGGUUCUGCAGUAAUGGCCUGAGUCCAGUCCACCAGUGGUCUGUUUCCCGUUGGGAACGUGAAACGGGGCAGAACCAGCUAUGAUCCAUUCUGCAUGGUCACAAUAGGAUCCCUGUGAUUUGCUCUGUCUUGGGUCAUCCCACACCCCAUAGCGUUUGUGCUUGUAUCUGUGCUUACAUGGCUGCCCAGGAGAUGGGCUGGAGGCUGCAGCCACCACUCUCAGACCCCUUGGAGGAACCCCAGCCUUUUCUUGGGUCAGCAUGGGCACUUUGGUUGGAACGCUCUGGUUUGAGCGGGAGCCCUGCAGUCCCCUUGCUUGCCUGCUCCGGGCUCUCUGGGGUCUCACCAGCAGGAGCGUGGGUGGUCAUCCUUGAGCCCCAGCCCCUCGGAGCCCCUGUCUAUGUGUGCUUUCACUCCCUCAGCCUGCAAGGGUCAGAUUUGCCAUCGAAAAAUGAUAACCUCUACUUUUUUCUUUUGUAUUUUGAUAAACACUGAAGAAGCUGGAGCUGUUAAACUUUAUCUUGGGGAAAACCUCAGAACUGGUUUAUUUGGUGUCGUGGAACCUCUUAAUGCUUUCAAUACACAAUUAGUAAUCAACUGUUUUGUAUACUUGUUUUCAGUUUUCAUUUCGACAAACAGGCACUGUAAUUACAGCUAUUAGAAUAAAAUCUCUUAACUAUU